AUGGCAAAGCAUACAUCAUGGAGGGUCUUUGCCGCGAGGAAGGAUGCCUUGUGGGAGAGAUGGAAGAAGUUUUGUGACCCCUUGACUCAAGAUUUUGGCUUGUUCGAAGCAGAAGACAGAAUCAACAGCAGCUGGCGUGACAUCUACGCAACCAAAAUGGAUGAAGUUGUUUCGAAGUGGCUUGAUAAGUUCGCCAGUGACCUGAACGCUGUCGCCGAAGCUUCAACGAAGUGGAAGGAGCAUUAUGCGAGGGUAUGA
Messenger RNA from Letharia columbiana, 258 nucleotides. RefSeq lists its product as uncharacterized. The transcript has a single exon. The record is from RefSeq and is a predicted model, not a curated record. The coding region runs from base 1 to 258 and encodes 85 amino acids. NCBI's taxonomy places the organism in Eukaryota, Fungi, Ascomycota, Lecanoromycetes, Lecanorales, Parmeliaceae.